CUCAACAAUGACAUGCUCUGAAAGACAUAUAAAGGGGCUGUCCCGGUCGAUGAUCCUUGUUCUUAUGGUACUUGUGCAGGCUCACGGUGUCUUCGUUCUCAACAGUCUUUGUCCUUUGUCCACUUCAAUAGGGGUCUCAGCAAAAUGAAGUCCACAUCAAUCUUGAGCAGCAUGUGCAUCAUGCCCUUGUUGGCAUAUGCAUCUCCGGCCGGCCGGAUCCUUGCCCGAGAUAAUUCCUCCCUUACUGUGGCUCAGCUCGAGGCUAUUGCUCCUACGUCCAAUACAUGCGAUAAUCCACCUGCUGCCGGGGAAUGCGCUACUGCGGAGCAAGCAGUCCCGCAUAUCACCAAGUCUUUUGACACUUAUGACGUGACGUCUCGCGCCGAGCAAGCAGCCGUGAUUGGACUCAUGGCGUUUGAAAGCGGCGAUUUCAAGUACAACAAGAACCACUUCCCCGGUGUACCUGGGCAGGGCACACGAAACAUGCAAUCUCCCUCCUACAACGCCGAAUACGCGGCUUCUAUCCCCGCGCUCGCGGACCAACUCCCCAGCGUAUCCGGGGACGUGACGGGGGUGCUGAACCUCUUGCUCUCAAACGAAGACUACGACUUUGGCUCCGGGGCAUGGUUCCUAACCACGCAGUGCUCGGCUAGUGUGCGGUCCCAGCUGCAGUCAGGCUCUGAAGCAGGCUGGGCAGCAUACAUCACCAACUGCGUAGGGACCAAUGCCAACGACGAUAGGAAGGCAUACUGGACGCGGGCGACACAAGCUUUGGGUGUAUCUACCUGACCAUCCACCUACUCAUACACCAUCACACAUAGUGUAUAAAUAUACUAUAUGCAUACCAUUC
Messenger RNA from Aspergillus vadensis CBS 113365, 850 nucleotides. RefSeq lists its product as uncharacterized. Bases 145 to 789 code for a protein of 214 amino acids. Lineage: Eukaryota; Fungi; Ascomycota; Eurotiomycetes; Eurotiales; Aspergillaceae. The record is from RefSeq and is a predicted model, not a curated record. The transcript has 2 exons.